UGUCCCCUACUAUACAACCGCGCACCUUGAAACUUUCUAUUGUCUUGGUCGACUGAGCGACAAACCUAAACACUGGUCUGAAAGGGAGAUGUCCCUUUCCUCUUCGUCAUGUCGGGUCAUACUCCUUCCUUGAGGUCAAGAAGCUCUUCGGUCACUUCCAACAUAGCGAAUCAACAAGAUGAUGAAACUCCCGUCUCAUUCAAAUCACUUCAAUCCCGUUUCGAAGAACUCGCUACUAAAGUAGAGCAACAUAUACAUCACCCUCACUCAACAGGUCCUUCACGUCUGGGUGCCGGUUCACCUUUACCCAUCUCAAGACCUGUCACACCUCAGAUUAUCCAUCCUCCUCAUUCCACCCACCGUGAGCCUCCUCCUAUCCCUGUAAAGAGCAUCAUUCAUUCCGCAUCGAGCUCUACUUCUGAACUUGUACCCAAUGUUCAGCCCACCUCAAUCCGGGUCCGCGAUUUGGCAGACAAAUUUGGCGGGCCAGCUACAACACAUGUCUUCACUCCCCAAGCUCCACCUUCUACUACACCAAUAGCAGUAGGACCAUCGUCCGUCAUCCCAUCUGAGGACAUUACGAGGAAUGUGACGACAGGUAUUUCCUCAAAUGGUGGGUCUACGUCCGGGGCAAGAAUUCUACCUCGUAUCCCACCUACGCCGACG
Tremella mesenterica DSM 1558 is the source of this 666-nucleotide messenger RNA. RefSeq lists its product as uncharacterized. NCBI's taxonomy places the organism in Eukaryota, Fungi, Basidiomycota, Tremellomycetes, Tremellales, Tremellaceae. The annotation marks the transcript as partial. The transcript has a single exon. The record is from RefSeq and is a predicted model, not a curated record.